AUGUCAAAUGGGCAAAUCCUACAAGAUGCUCCUUAUCAUCAACUUUUGAACUCAAGCCAAGAAUUCCAGGACCUUGUUAAUGCUCACAAGGAGACUUCUAAUUCUAAUCAGCUUAUGAAUGUUUCAUCUACCCAGAGGCAGUUAAUUUCUGCUAGUGAAAUUAGACAAACUUUUAUGGAGAUACAGUUAAAAGCAACAAAUGGAAAUCAAUUGAUUAAGCAAGAAGAGAGAGAGAGAGACAGGCGACACAGGGUUGAAGCCUUACCUACAAUAUUGCAAAACUCAUGGAUGGCUGCUAAUGUUGACAAUCCACAUGUCAGCACAUUACAAUUGAUUGUUGUUUACAGCUUGGUUGGAGUUAUCUCAACUAUUUUCUUGUUGGUCAGAUGCCAGUAUGUUGGAGAGUUUGAGCAGAAAAAAAGAGAAGCUGAAAUGAAGAUUGAGGAUGUCUGGAGCAUGAUUUGUGGUGACUCUGGUUGUUUAAAGAGUAGAACAAAGCCUUUCAGUUAUGAUUUCAUUGGAGAAUUGUCCCUCAAGGCUACUUCAGAUGUUCUAAUAUUUCUAGGAGCAUUUUUAAUGCUCUUAUGCACAUAUAAAACAAGCAAAUGUGAAGACACUAAUGAACAAAAUGGUGAAGAACUUUCUGCUCCUUUAAAUGUCAGGUUCAAUGAAAUUGAUCCUCCUAGGAAUGUAACCCCAUUUGCCAAAGCUGGAUUCUUUAGUAGAAUGUCCUUCUGGUGGCUGAAUUCAUUGAUGAAAAGAGGUAAAGAGAAAACACUUCAGGAUGAGGAUAUGUUGGGAAAAAUAUGCUGA
This is a messenger RNA of Sphenostylis stenocarpa, 813 nucleotides long. The record is from the annotation of a GenBank genome assembly. NCBI's taxonomy places the organism in Eukaryota, Viridiplantae, Streptophyta, Magnoliopsida, Fabales, Fabaceae.